CAUAACCACAAUCAAGCAUUGGCUUUAGGAACUGGAUCCAGACUAUGAGAUACUGUAUUGGAGACGUCCUUCCACAUGGAGAAAGGGUGGAGUCCCUAACCGAUCUCGCAAGUUCUGGGAUGAAAUUUGGAGCGGAGAAUAAGCUGCACGUCCAGCUCAGCCCAGCCGUCAUGGGUUGGUAGAUAGAAACGACCCCGCAAUAUUUUGACAUAAAUGAAGAGAUGAUCGCUUAUGAAAAUGUCGAUGAGAAAUUGGCAUCUCUACUAUAUCUCUUCCCUGAAUAAUCUUCGAUCGAUAAGCCAAGAUGACAACUAAUAGAUCCGAUCUUACGGCUAGGGUCAUACCCCAGAUGGUGUUAGGGGAUGGCUCCCCGGGUUCCUUGACGGCCCCACCUCCGCCUUUACCCCGCGAGAUCCCGGCGGCUUCUCGGGCCCAUGAACGAUUUCAUGUAAGGGGUAAUGCCGUCGUCACUGGAGGGGCUGGAGAUCUUGGCUUCGCAGCAUGUAGGGCUCUUCUUGAACAUGGACUCGAAGGCCUAAUGAUAUUCGAUAUGCACCCGACCGAGGCACAGGGCAAAAUCAAUACGCUUCAAUCCGAGUUCCCUGAUGCCAAGAUCCAUUUUCUCAAGGUCGAUGUUGCGCAAGAAGACGGCGUGGAUGCAGCCAUUAGUGAAACAGUAAAGCUGUUGGGUGGCAUUGAUAUCCUGUUAAGCUUUGCGGGAAUAGUCGCUUGCAAACAUGCCCUAGAAUGGUCAACAAAAGAAUGGAGUCAAGUGCUUAAUGUCAACACUCUUGGUGGUUUCUUCGUAGCGCGAGCAAUCGCUCGGACGAUGAUAGAGCGUGGAAUUGGCGGGAGUAUGACGUUUAUAGCGAGCAUUUCAGGCCAUAAAGUGAAUUUUCCGCAACCCCAAGUACCCUACAACGUCUCCAAGGCGGGUGUGUUGGCUAUGGUGAAGUCACUAGCUGCGGAAUGGGCUAGAUAUGGGAUUAGGGUGAAUAGCAUUUCCCCUGGCUACAUGGAAACCAUCCUAAACGAGGGGGAUCACCUGGACGAAUUGAAAAAGACGUGGCUUAGCCGAAAUCCAUCAGGGAGGUUGGGGCAGCCAGAUGAAAUAGCAGGGGCCAUUGUGAUGCUCGCGAGUCGUGCGGGAAGUUAUUUCACUGGCGCAGAUCUUCUUAUGGAUGGAGGACAGACCCUCUUCAUGUAAUAGACUACCGUCAGCUACUGAUAUUGAAUACUU
Molecule: messenger RNA, 1240 nt
Organism: Hypoxylon fragiforme
Lineage: Eukaryota; Fungi; Ascomycota; Sordariomycetes; Xylariales; Hypoxylaceae
Product: oxidoreductase
Exons: 1
Coding region: 305-1207 (300 amino acids)
Molecular function (GO): oxidoreductase activity, acting on the CH-OH group of donors, NAD or NADP as acceptor
Source: RefSeq, a predicted model, not a curated record